Neohortaea acidophila is the source of this 2955-nucleotide messenger RNA. Its product is annotated as coatomer WD associated region-domain-containing protein. Gene Ontology annotation, biological process: endoplasmic reticulum to Golgi vesicle-mediated transport; retrograde vesicle-mediated transport, Golgi to endoplasmic reticulum; intra-Golgi vesicle-mediated transport. NCBI's taxonomy places the organism in Eukaryota, Fungi, Ascomycota, Dothideomycetes, Mycosphaerellales, Teratosphaeriaceae. Gene Ontology annotation, molecular function: protein binding; structural molecule activity. The record is from RefSeq and is a predicted model, not a curated record. The coding region runs from base 281 to 2914 and encodes 877 amino acids. Gene Ontology annotation, cellular component: COPI vesicle coat. The transcript is spliced from 3 exons.
CUCAGGCAUCAAAGAAGGACCCGACCAUUUUCGAACGACAACGUGUGCAUUGAAGCGAGUGAGCACGACUACGCUCUCUCUAUUGUGCUUGCCUUCGCUCAUUCAUCCAUCCCUUCUCAUUCUCCCUGGGUCGAUGCUCUCGAACCCAGCCUGGCCACAAACAAUCUCCCCCCGUGCGUGAAGACAGUCCCUCCCGAAUCUCUGGAAUUCCCAUCCCUGCGCAGCGGGCGAGAUCAGUGCGCCUCCCUGGCGUGGGAACACAACAGGCUCGGCGGGCAAGAUGAAGUUGGACGUCAAGAGACAACUCUUCGCGCGCAGCGAACGAGUCAAAGGCAUUGACUUUCAUCCCACUGAGCCAUGGAUCCUCACCACUCUCUACAGCGGCCACGUAUACAUCUGGUCCUACGAAACGCAGUCCGUCAUCAAGACCUUUGAGCUCACCGAUGUCCCCGUGCGCGCCGGCCGCUUCGUCGCCCGCAAGAACUGGAUCGUCUGCGGCAGCGAUGACUUCCAACUGCGAGUGUACAACUACAAUACCUCCGAGAAGAUCACAUCCUUCGAAGCGCACCCUGACUACAUCCGAGCCAUUGCCGUCCACCCUGUCCAGCCGUUCGUCCUCACCGCCAGCGAUGACAUGACCAUCAAGCUUUGGGAUUGGGAAAAGGGAUGGAAAUGCGUGCAGGUCUUCGAAGGGCACAGCCACUAUGUGAUGGGGCUGGCCAUCAACCCGAAAGACACAAACACCUUUGCUUCCGCGUGUCUCGAUCGCACCGUCAAGAUAUGGUCCAUCGGCUCCCAUUCCUCCACCCCAAACUACACCCUCGAAGCCCACGAGACGAAAGGCGUGAACCACGUCGACUACUACCCCCAUGCCGACAAGCCCUACCUCCUCACAACCUCUGACGACCGCACCGUCAAGAUCUGGGACUACACCACCCGAGCUCUCAUCACCACGCUCGAAGGCCACACUAGCAAUGUCUCCUUCGCCUGCUACCACCCCGAACUGCCCGUCAUCAUCUCCGGCAGUGAAGAUGGCACCGUCAAGAUCUGGCACGCCAACACCUAUCGUCUCGAGCAAUCCCUUUCUUACGGCCUCGAGCGGGUAUGGUGUGUGUCGUACCAGCGCGGGAAACAAGGUAUCGCCAUGGGCUUCGAUGAUGGCGCUGUCGUGGUCAAAAUGGGCCGCGAAGAGCCCGCCGUAUCCAUGGACGGCUCCGGCAAGAUCAUUUGGGCUCGGCAUACCGACAUCCUCACCUCCGUCAUCAAACCCGGCGACAAGUCGCUGCAAGACGGUCAGCCUAUCUCAGUUCCAUCGAAAGACCUCGGCAGCACGGAAAUCUACCCGCAGACCUUGCUGCACAGUCCCAAUGGCAGAUUCGUGGCCGUGUGUGGCGAUGGCGAGUACAUCAUCUACACUGCACUCGCGCUGCGGAAUCAAGCGUUUGGGUCUGCGUUGGACUUUGCGUGGGCAAGCAAGGAGAACGAUAAGGACUAUGCUAUUCGUGAAUCGGCAUACUCGGUCAAGGUGUACCGGAAUUUCAAACCAAAGGGUGGUGAUGGCACGGUCAAUGUCGGAUUCACCGCGGAGGGCUUGAGCGGAGGUGUCUUGCUUGGAGUCAAGGGACAAGGAGGCAUUGGAUUCUUCGACUGGGAUUCCGGCAAACUCGUCCGGAGAAUUGAAGUCGAGCCGAAGAAUGUCUUUUGGUCGGAGAGCGGAGAGCUGGUGUGUCUUGGAUGUGAGGACACGUUUUACGUUUUGCGGUUCUCGCGAGAGCAAUACGUUGCUGCCUUGCAGAGCGGCGACGUGGACGAGGACGGUGUGGAGAGUGCUUUUGAGGUGGUUUGCGAUAUCAACGAAAGCAUUCGGACUGCACAAUGGGUGGGCGACUGUCUCGUCUACACCACCUCCACAAACCGCCUCAACUACCUGGUCGGUGACCAGACAUACACCAUCUCGCACUUCGACUCUCCCCACUACGUCCUCGGCUACCUGGCGCGCGACGCGCGAGUCUACAUCUGCGACCGCGACGUCCAACUCACCUCCUUCGCCCUCUCCGUCUCCGUCAUCGAAUACCAAACUCUCGUCCUGCGAGGCGACAUGGAAGCCGCGCAGUCCAUGCUCGACUCGGGCGACAUUCCCGACGCCGAAAUGAGCAAAAUCGCGCGCUUCCUCGAAGGCCAAGGCUACAAGGAAGAAGCACUCCAAGUGGCGACCGACAAAGAGCACCGCUUCGAGCUCGCCCUCGCCCUCGGCAACCUCGACAUCUGCCUCGAGCUCGCGCGCGAAGCGGACGUGGAGCACAAGUGGAAGACGGUCGGCGACGCCGCGCUCACCGCGUGGAACAUGAAGCUAGCAGAGGAGUGCUUCGACCGCGCGCGCGACUGGGGCAGUCUGAUGCUGCUGUACUCCAGCUCCGCCGACUCGGCCGGCCUGCGCAGCCUCGCGGGCAAAGCGCAAGAAGCGGGGCAGAUGAACGUCGCCUUCUCCUGCUUGUGGCAAACGGGUGACCCGGACGCAUGUCUGGACCUCCUUGUCGCGACGAACCGCACGGCGGAGGCGGUGCUGUUCGCGCAGACUUAUCGCCCCUCUCGCUGCAAAGCGAUUGUUGAAGCGUGGAAGGCGGGCUUGGAGAAAGCGGGCAAGACGAAGGUGAGUCGCGCGCUGGGCGUGCCGCCUGGUGUUUCUGCCGUUGAUGGCACGGUUGAGGGCGACGACGAUAUGUUCCCCGAGUGGGAUGAAUAUUUGCGAUUGGAGAAGGAAGGCGGCGGGAAGGAGGGGUUGCUGAUUGAUGUCAAUGGCGCAAACGAGAGCGACGAUGUGGAUGCUGCUAAGGCCAAGGCGAAUCCUGUUCCGGUCGAGGAGGCGGAGGAAGAGGAUGGGGAGGCUAGUGAGCAGACGGAAACGGAGGUGUAAAAAGGGGUAUUUAGGAUGAAUGCAUGCUGUAGAACGAAACG